AUGGAAGGAUUGGAUUUUUCUUCGAUGAAGUUGACCAGUCAACCAGAAUUGUUUGAAUUCAAAGGCAUCUCUAUGACCCAUUUCUUCACUGAUGAUUGGGAAAAUGUUCAGAACUUCCAGGCAAGACCAGACGACAUCCUCGUGGCUACUUACCCCAAAGCAGGCACCACCUGGGUUUCCUACAUCUUGGACCUAAUUUAUUUUGGCAAUACAGCACCAGAGCGUCAGUCCUCAAUACCCAUCUACUUGCGAGUGCCUUUCCUUGAGGCGGUUAUUCCUGAGACACCUACAGGGGUUGAACUAGCAAAUAAUCUACCCACAACCCCACGACUCAUCAAAACUCAUCUACCUGUUCAGUUGGUGCCCAAGUCCUUCUGGGAACAGAACUGCAGGGUCGUCUAUGUAGCUCGCAAUGCCAAAGACAAUGCUGUGUCUUAUUUCCAUUUUGAUCGUAUGAAUGAAGUACAACCUGAUCCAGGAGACUGGAACAAUUAUCUACAGACGUUCAUGGAUGGAAAAACUGUGUUUGGACCUUGGUAUGAUCAUGUGUGUGGUUACUGGGAGAAGAAGCAGACCUACUCCAAUCUUCACUACAUGUUCUUUGAGGAUAUGGUGGAGAGCACUGAUCGUGAGGUGGAGCAGCUGUGCUCUUUCCUUGGCUUAUCUACACCAACAGAAGAGAGACAGAGAAUUAUAAAAAAUGUCCACUUUGAUGUCAUGAAGCAAAACAAGAUGACCAACUACUCUACAGCCUCAGUCAUGGAUUUUACGAUCUCACCAUUUAUGCGCAAAGGUAAAGUUGGAGAUUGGAAGAAUCACUUCACCGUGGCUCAGAAUGAGCAGUUUGACAAACACUAUAAACAGAAGAUGAAGAACUCGACUUUAAAGUUCCGCACAGAGAUUUAG
Ictalurus furcatus (blue catfish) is the source of this 906-nucleotide messenger RNA. Its product is annotated as cytosolic sulfotransferase 3-like. The record is from RefSeq and is a predicted model, not a curated record. Gene Ontology annotation, molecular function: sulfotransferase activity. Gene Ontology annotation, cellular component: cytoplasm. Lineage: Eukaryota; Metazoa; Chordata; Actinopteri; Siluriformes; Ictaluridae. Bases 1 to 906 code for a protein of 301 amino acids. The transcript is spliced from 8 exons. Gene Ontology annotation, biological process: sulfation.